UGACUGAGUCUGUGUGAGGGAGCGAGUGUGUGUUUGUGUGUGAGGUACUGAGGUGAGGUGGAGACCAGAAAAGAGGCUCCUUCAGGAGCGAGGGGCGAAGGGAGAGUGAAGGAUCUAGGCUGCGGGACCCGGCGACAGGAAGCUGCCCCCAGCCGGGCUACCGGGCCAGGGGAAAGGGAAUGCCCAAUUCAGAGAGACAUGGGGGCAAGAAGGACGGGAGUGGAGGAGCUUCUGGAACUUUGCAGCCGUCUUCCGGAGGUGGCAGCUCCAACAGCAGAGAGCGUCACCGUUUGGGGUCGAAGCACAAGCGGCAUAAGUCCAAGCACUCCAAAGACAUGGGGUUGGUGACCCCCGAAGCAGCAUCCUUGGGUACAAUUAUCAAACCUUUGGUGGAGUACGAUGAUAUCAGCUCUGAUUCCGACACUUUUUCUGAUGACUUGGCCUUCAAAUUAGAUCGAAGGGAGAACGAUGAACGUCGUGGAACGGAUCGGAGUGAUCGCCUGCACAAACAUCGUCAUCACCAGCACCGGCGUUCCCGGGACUUACUAAAAACUAAACAGACCGAAAAAGAAAGAAACCAGGAAGUCUCCAGCAAGUCAGGAUCGAUGAAGGACCGGAUAUCAGGGAGUUCCAAGCGCUUAAACGAGGAGAAUGAUGACUAUGGGAAGGCACAGGUAGCCAAAAGCAGCAGUAAGGAAUCCAGGUCAUCCAAACUUCAUAAGGAGAAGACGCGGAAAGAACGCGAGUUGAAGUCUGGACACAAAGACCGGAGUAAAAGUCAUCGGAAAAGAGAAACACCCAAAAGUUACAAAACAGUGGAUAGUCCCAAGCGCAGAUCCAGGAGUCCCCACAGGAAAUGGUCUGACAGCUCCAAACAAGAUGACAGCCCCUCAGGAGCUUCUUAUGGCCAAGACUACGACCUUAGUCCCCCGAGAUCUCACACCUCCAGCAAUUAUGAUUCCUACAAGAAGAGUCCUGGAAGUACCUCAAGAAGGCAGUCUGUAAGCCCGCCUUACAAAGAGCCUUCUGCCUACCAGUCCAGCGCCCGCUCACCCAGUCCCUACAGCAGGAGACAGAGGUCUGUGAGUCCCUACAGCCGUAGACGGUCAUCCAGCUAUGAAAGGAGUGGCUCUUACAGUGGAAGGUCCCCCAGCCCCUACGGGCGAAGAAGAUCUAGCAGCCCUUUCCUAAGCAAGCGAUCUCUGAGUCGGAGUCCACUUCCCAGUAGGAAAACCAUGAAGUCCAGAAGCAGGAGUCCUGCAUAUUCAAGACACUCAUCUUCUCAUAGUAAAAAGAAGAGAUCCGGGUCUCGAAGUCGUCAUUCCAGUAUCUCACCUGUCAGGCUUCCAUUGAAUUCCAGCCUAGGAGCUGAGCUCAGUAGAAAAAAGAAGGAAAGAGCAGCUGCUGCUGCAGCAGCAAAAAUGGACGGAAAGGAAUCCAAAAGUUCACCUAUAAUUUUUCCUAAAAAAGAGAACAGUUCAGUAGAUGCUAAAGAUUCAGGCUUGGAGUCUAAAAAGUUACCCAGAGGAGUAAAAUUGGAAAAAUCUUCCACAGAUACUGAACUGGUAAAUGUAACACAAUCAAACACGGAGGUAAAAAAUUCUUUAGAUACAGGGAAGGUAAAAUUGGAUGAUAACUCUGAGAAGCAUCUUAUAAAGGAUUUGAAAGUACAGGGAACAAAAGACUCCAAAACAGUGCCAUCGAAAGAGGAGAUUGUUUCUCUAAAGGAAACAGAGACCUCAGAAAAGGAAACCCCUCCACCUCUACCCACAAUUACUUCUCCUCCUCCUCCUUUACCAUCUACUACACCUCCACCUCAGACACCUCCCCUACCACCUUUGCCUCCAUUACCAACUAUUUCACAACCACCUCUGCCUCCUCCCCAACCAGUAUUUAGUCAGGCUGUUGUUUCUAGUACUUCAACUUUGCCUCUUUCUACUCAUACAAGUAGGACAUCAACUUUGUCCUCUCAGGCAAAUUCUCAGCCCCCUGUACAGGUUUCUGUCAAGACUCAAAUAUCUGUGACAGCUGCUAUUCCACAUCUGAAAACUUCAACAUUGCCGCCUCUGCCCCUUCCACCCUUGUUACCUGGUGAUGAUGACAUGGAUAGUCCAAAAGAAACACUUCCUUCAAAACCUGCAAAGAAAGAGAAGGAACAGAGGACACGUCAUUUACUCACAGACCUCCCUCUUCCUCCAGAGCUCCCUGGUGGGGAUUCAUCUCCCCCAGACUCUCCAGAGCCAAAAGCAAUUACACCACCUCAGCAACCAUAUAAAAAGAGACCAAAAAUUUGUUGUCCUCGUUAUGGAGAAAGAAGACAAACAGAAAGUGAUUGGGGGAAACGCUGUGUGGACAAGUUUGACAUAAUUGGGAUUAUUGGAGAGGGAACCUAUGGCCAAGUAUAUAAAGCCAAGGACAAAGACACAGGAGAACUAGUAGCUCUGAAGAAGGUGAGACUAGACAAUGAGAAAGAAGGCUUCCCAAUUACAGCCAUUCGUGAGAUCAAAAUUCUUCGUCAGCUAAUCCACCGAAGCGUUGUUAACAUGAAGGAAAUUGUGACAGAUAAACAAGAUGCACUGGAUUUCAAGAAGGACAAAGGUGCUUUUUACCUUGUCUUUGAGUAUAUGGACCAUGAUUUAAUGGGACUGCUAGAAUCUGGUUUGGUGCACUUUUCUGAGGACCAUAUCAAAUCAUUCAUGAAACAGCUUAUGGAAGGAUUGGAUUACUGUCACAAAAAGAAUUUCCUGCAUCGAGAUAUUAAGUGUUCCAACAUUUUGCUGAACAACAGUGGGCAAAUCAAACUUGCAGACUUUGGACUUGCACGGCUCUAUAAUUCUGAAGAGAGUCGCCCUUACACAAAUAAAGUCAUUACUCUCUGGUACCGGCCUCCAGAGCUACUACUGGGAGAGGAACGUUAUACACCAGCCAUAGAUGUUUGGAGCUGCGGAUGCAUCCUUGGAGAACUGUUCACAAAGAAGCCUAUUUUUCAAGCCAAUCUGGAAUUGGCUCAGCUUGAACUGAUCAGUCGUCUCUGUGGUAGCCCUUGUCCAGCUGUGUGGCCUGAUGUUAUCAAGCUGCCCUAUUUUAAUACCAUGAAACCCAAGAAGCAAUAUAGAAGGCGCCUACGAGAAGAAUUCUCUUUCAUUCCUUCAGCAGCACUUGAUUUACUGGACCACAUGCUGACACUAGAUCCUAGCAAGCGUUGCACAGCUGAACAGACUCUACAGAGUGACUUCCUUAAAGAUGUGGAACUCAGCAAAAUGGCUCCCCCAGACCUCCCUCGCUGGCAGGAUUGCCAUGAAUUGUGGAGCAAGAAACGGCGACGACAGCGACAAAGUGGUGUUGUGGUAGAAGAGCCACCUCCACCCAAAGCCUCUCGCAAAGAAACUACCUCAGGGAUACCUGCUGAGCCUGUGAAGAACAGUAGCCCAGCACCACCCCAGCCAGCUCCUAGCAAAGUAGAGCCUGGGGCUGGGGAUGCAAUAGGCCUUGGUGACAUCACACAGCAGCUAAAUCAAAGUGAAUUGGCAGUGUUAUUAAAUCUGCUACAGAGCCAAACAGACCUGAGUAUCCCUCAGAUGGCACAGCUGCUUAACAUCCAUUCCAACCCAGAGAUGCAACAGCAGCUGGAAGCCCUGAACCAAUCCAUCAGUGCCCUGACGGAAGCCAGUUCUCAGCAGCAGAACUCAGAGUCCAUAGCCCCAGAGGAGUCUUUGAAGGAAGCACCCCCUGCACCAGUUGUCCUGCCUUCAGCAGAACAGACGACCCCUGAAGCUUCAAGCACACCAGCUGACAUGCAGAAUAUGUUGGCAGUUCUCUUGGGUCAGCUGGUGAAAACCCAGGAGCCAGCAGGCAACCUUGAGGAAAACAACAGUGACAAGAAUAGUGGGCCACAGGGGCCUCGAAGAACUCCCACAAUGCCACAGGAGGAGGCAGCAGAGAAGAGGCCCCCUGAACCCCCUGGACCUCCACCGCCGCCACCUCCACCCCCUCUGGUUGAAGGCGAUAUUUCCAGCGCCCCCCAGGAGUUGAACCCCGCCGUGACAGCCGCCUUGCUGCAACUUUUAUCCCAGCCUGAAGCAGAGCCUCCUGGCCACCUGCCACAUGAGCACCAGGCCUUGAGACCAAUGGAGUACUCCACUCGACCCCGUCCAAACAGGACUUACGGAAACACUGAUGGGCCCGAAACAGGGUUCAGUGCCACUGACACUGAUGAACGCAGCUCUGGUUCAGCCUUGACAGAAUCUUCUUUGGUCCAGACACUGGUGAAGAACAGGACCUUCUCAGGCUCUGUGAGCCACCUUGGGGAAUCCAGCAAUUACCAGGGCACAGGGUCAGUGCAGUUCCCAGGGGACCAGGACCUCCGUUUUGCCAGGGUCCCCUUAGCAUUACACUCAGUGGCUGGGCAACCAUUCCUGAAGGCUGAGGGAAACAGCAACUCUGUAGUACAUGCAGAGACUAAAUUACAAAACUAUGGGGAGCUGGGGCCAGGAACCACUGGGGCCAGCAGCUCAGGAGCAAGCCUUCACUGGGGGGCCCCAACUCAGUCUUCUGCUUAUGGAAAACUCUACCGGGGUUCUACAAGAGUCCCAUCACGAGGAGGGGGAAGAGGGAGAGGAGUUCCUUACUAACCCAGAGACUUCAUUGUCUUGAGAGAUUCCAUCUCUAUCCAUCUUUCCAUCCAGGCCUCUGAACCUUUAAUGAAAUCACUUGCCAGAGUGAGGUAAUCUGCAUUUGGCUACUGCAAAGCUGUCCAUUGUAUUCCUUGCUCACUUGCUGCUAGCAAGUGACUUAGAAUGUUGGCACCAGUUCUCCUGGGAUGGGCUAUAGCUAGAACAUUUACUUCAUAUCUACAUGCAGUAGAGAAUAUGGAGAGGGUCAUUAAAUUGAAAAGUAAAUGUUGCAUUAAUUAGCUUCUUCAGCAGAAGAGAGAAUAGAUUCCCUUUUGAGAUGGCUCAGGAGAAGCUUUCUUUGUUUUUUAAAGUUUUUUUUUUUUGUUUUUGUGGUUGGUUUCUUAUGAAUUUUAAUUUAGAUUUUCCCCUCGUCAAAAGAGAAUAGUGUUCACAGAAUUUGACCUGUUCUUAGGCUUUUGCUAGAAGUGAAACGAGUGGCCUGGCUGAUUUAAAUAAAGGUUUCCUUCCUCUCCACCAUGUCACAUUUUUUGCUUUUAAGUGAACACUCCCCCUUUACCCCUGUUGAGCAUCUUGAACAUACUUUUUUUCCAAAUAAAUCACUCAUGCUUAAAAUUUGCUCCACUUUGACAAAAGAUAUGCCUCUCUCCCUGCACGUUAAGCAGGUUAUAGAAAGUGGCAUUCUUGGGCAAGUAGGUAGACUUUACCCAGUUUCAUCCCUUUUUUUGUUUGUUUGCUUUUCUUUCCUUUACCUUUCUCCCCUCUCCUCCAUUCCUUCUUUUUUCCCCUCCUUCCUAUUUUCUCCCUCUCUCUCUUUGAGGCAUUUGUUUGGAAAAAAAAAUCACUGAGCUGCCCAAGAACCUGGAAUAAUAAUUAACCUUUUUUUUUUUUUAAUAAAGGAAAGGAAAUUCAAACUCCUACAUUGUUCUCUGUAACUCUUCAAUUCUAAAAUGUUUUGUUUUUUUAAAACCAUGUUCAGAUGGGGAAACUGAUUUGUAAAGUAUGGACAGCUUAGAAUAUUGCUACUGAGCUGUAGUUAGAAAUGAUGCCUCCAUUCCUAGAGGGCUUAUAAGAGCAGUUAUCAUAUUGUUUACACAUACUAUUUUUAUGUC
This is a messenger RNA of Dipodomys ordii (Ord's kangaroo rat), 5743 nucleotides long. It is a transcript of the gene Cdk12, whose product is annotated as cyclin-dependent kinase 12. Bases 180 to 4631 code for a protein of 1483 amino acids. The transcript has 15 exons. Lineage: Eukaryota; Metazoa; Chordata; Mammalia; Rodentia; Heteromyidae. Gene Ontology annotation, molecular function: cyclin binding; ATP binding; cyclin-dependent protein serine/threonine kinase activity. The record is from RefSeq and is a predicted model, not a curated record. Gene Ontology annotation, biological process: transcription elongation by RNA polymerase II; positive regulation of transcription elongation by RNA polymerase II; protein phosphorylation. Gene Ontology annotation, cellular component: nucleus; cyclin/CDK positive transcription elongation factor complex.